Messenger RNA from Wyeomyia smithii (pitcher-plant mosquito), 927 nucleotides. RefSeq lists its product as uncharacterized. NCBI's taxonomy places the organism in Eukaryota, Metazoa, Arthropoda, Insecta, Diptera, Culicidae. The coding region runs from base 1 to 927 and encodes 308 amino acids. The record is from RefSeq and is a predicted model, not a curated record. The transcript is spliced from 2 exons.
AUGAAAAUUCGUUCAAAGGGCCGCGGUGCUGGGCGGAUCAAUGUCAUCGAUGGCACUGGUCGAGAGCGUGAUGUGCCGAUAGAAUGUGCCUUGUUCGUUCCGGAAAUGAAGUCCAAUUUGCUUUAUGUGAAAAAAAUCGUGCGAAAAGGAUUCGUUGUAAUAUUCGAUGCCAUCGGAGCGAAAAGUAGUUUUGGGGAUAUCAAGUUUUACUUGGACAUUGAAGUCGAGCGAGAUAAUUAUGGAGAUUUCUUCAUCAGUCAGCGGAAGUACAUUGAUGAUGUCGUACGUUCUGUUGGUUUACAGGAUGCAAAAGUUUCAACCGUGCCAAUUGAUCCUGGAUAUGGCAAUACAGAAGAAGAUGAGCUCUUGUUACCUAGCAAUCAACAAUAUCAAAAGGUGGUUGGUCAAUUGUUGUACAUUGCAGUCAACAGCAGACCAGAUAUCGCAGCGGCCAUUUCCAUCCUUAGUCGUAAGGUAAGUUGCCCGACCCAAAGAGACCGGAACGAGCUGAAAAGAAUGGUUCGCUACCUGAAGGGGACUAGUGGUCUGAAGCUUAGACUGAGCAGCAGAGGUGACUCUUCUGCCCUGAUUGGAUUUGCUGACGUCGACUGGGCAGAAUGUCGUAGCGAUCGAAAAUCUAACAGUGGAUAUAUCUUCAAGUACAGCGGCGGCACUAUUUCAUGGGCUUGCCGGAAACAAUCUUGCGUUUUAUUGUCUACAGCAGAAGCAGAAUUUGUAGCGCUUUCAGAAGCAUCCCAAGAGGCAGUUUGGCUGCAGAGACUGUUACAUGAUCUGGGAGAGAAAACCGAAGUUGCGUUGUUCGAAGAUAACCAGAGUUGUUUGAAGAUGCUGGAAUCCGACAAGUUCAGUAACCGUACAAAACACAUUCCGACGAAAAUCCAUUUUGCCAAAGAUUUACAGAAUUAG